Messenger RNA from Diaporthe citri, 1980 nucleotides. RefSeq lists its product as uncharacterized. The record is from RefSeq and is a predicted model, not a curated record. The coding region runs from base 1 to 1980 and encodes 659 amino acids. The transcript is spliced from 2 exons. Lineage: Eukaryota; Fungi; Ascomycota; Sordariomycetes; Diaporthales; Diaporthaceae.
AUGGCGACGAAAUCACGCCCUCAUCACCAGUUUCCCCCAGGCAUCAUGGCCCCGACGCCGACGCAGACAUAUUACCCAAACGGUAGGGAGCAGGAUGAAGUCUACGAGGAGGUCGUGCAGCAGAUCAACCCAUAUUAUGCGUCCAUGAACUUUGCCAUACCAGCGCCCGACCUGCCCGCCGCACAUUCGCACUUCCAAGCCGCGCAAUGGCAAUGCCAGCCCGACAACAUGAUGUGGAUGGAGGCUCUGCAGCCAUGGCCGACCAACGGCAUGCUCAACGCAACUGAGCCCGUGUAUUCCGACUGGCAAGCGAAUGCGACGCCGACUUGGGAUUUCCAGGGCCAUAACGCCUUCGCCAGCCUGCAAAAUGCCCAAACAUUUCCCAUACAAUCGCCCUCUCCCGCUCGAGUCGACAACUCUUUUGCUCCACCGCCGCAGCAAUUCCAGCAGCAAUAUCCUGCGAACAACACUUGGGCUACCGGCUGGGUCGAGGAGAUCUCUCCAGCUGCGCCAGUUAACGAGGUCAUGCCAUCGGUAGAAGCCAUGCCCGACGUGACAAUCCACGCGCCGACCCCGAUACAUGCUCCGGUUCCAAUUCCCGCCCAAGCCGCUCCUCCUCGGCGGCAGCGGGCGCCUACGCCCACGAUAGAAUUCCCCGAAUAUGCCACCCCUGUCGACGGAGUCCCAGUCCCGGUCCAGCCAUUACCGGUACCAGUUCGCGUCGAGAAGCGCCGAAGGGCACCAACCCCCACGAUAGAGUUCGAGGAAUACGCGACGCCCUUCUUUGAUACCACUCCGGUCCCACAGGCUGCGAUAGCACCACCUCCUCCCGGCUCGCCUGCCGCCUCGCGACCUGCGCCUGUGCGCCGAGACUCUCCGGUUAAAGCGCGGCGUGGAUCCCAGACCGUCUUCAAGACCCAGUCAGCCAACUCGAAACGAGGCCACUAUGCGUCCGACGUGUGGGAGAGACACAAGCCCGUUAUUCAGAAGUUGUAUAUUGAGGAGGGAAAACCGCUGAGGGAAGUCAUCAGGACCAUGGAGACGGAACACAAGUUCCCGGCAACCCAGAGGAUGUACAAAGCCCGGUUCAAGCAGUGGGGCUUCGUGAAGAACAACACCGAGAAGGUGGUCUCGCAGAUCCUCAAGACGAAGUUCCAGCGCGACGCGGCCGGCAAGCUGUCCCAGUUCACCCGCAACGGCAAGGACGUCAACCUGCAGAACUACCUCCAGCGCAAGGGCAUGACCGAGUACGACCUGGUCGACUUCUCCACGGGCGUGGCCGAGGAUUCGCUCGUGCACGUGCGGUGCCGCACGCCGCCGCUCGACCUCCCCGAGGACCUGCGCCUGCCGGACCGCCUGCGCUUCCAGGACUCGCUGGUCAUGAGCUUCAAGCGGGCCUUCCUCCUGUGGCGGCAGGAGGAGCAGGAGAGCGCCUUCGGCCUGCAGGCGACGGUGUUCACCUGGCGCGUCACCGACUUCCCCCACCUGUCGAGCCUGAUCGAGUCGGCGCGGCUGAUCCGCAACGGCGAGGGCGCCCAGGGCGUCGCGGCGCUGAACCAGGCCUUCUGGUCGAUGAACUCGUACUUCGGCUCCAUGGACGCCACCUCGUCCUUCUACUUCUUCUUCCACCGCCAGAGCAGGUGCUGGCAGGACGACUCGCGGAUCGCGCUGGCCGUGUGGAAGUUCCUCGCCGCGUACGCGAGCGCGCGGAACCACAACAACCACCCGCUGUUCCACACUUUCAAGUUGAUGUACGAGGUCGUGCAGAAAGAGGGGGUCCCCGGCCUGAGGGAGCUGCUGCAGGAGAGCUCGAGCACGGUGGCGGACGAGCUGGAGAAGUCGUUCGGGAGGGACCACUGGCUCAAGGACCUGAUCUGGCACCGGUGCUUCCCUGAGAAGUCCAAGCUGAGGCAUUUGCAGCUGAUUAGGGACCUGAGGGAUCAUGGGCCUACCAGGAAGAUUGUGAGGAGGCUGUAUUGA